CUUUUAAUUCCACUGGUAGAUGCAUCAGACAGUCGUCAACUGCUGGAUUUACACCUGGAAGCGGAGGAGUGUGUUCGAUUUUGUUUUCCGUACAAUCAUCCGGCAGUUGCUGUCCACUAUCGCAGUAUCGCUACUUUCUUUUUAAGGUGUGGCCAGCCGCAUCGCGCACAACUUUAUUCGAGGAAAGCAUGUGAAAUAUUCAGGCAUGCACUGGGAACGGAGCAUCCAAUGACGGUGGAAUGUGAAACACUCUUGAAAAACACACAGCGAGAAGUUGAAGAAGCAAAAAAACUCAUUUUCGGAAACACUCCUUGA
Gongylonema pulchrum is the source of this 315-nucleotide messenger RNA. NCBI's taxonomy places the organism in Eukaryota, Metazoa, Nematoda, Chromadorea, Rhabditida, Gongylonematidae. The record is from the annotation of a GenBank genome assembly.